Leptinotarsa decemlineata (Colorado potato beetle) is the source of this 1003-nucleotide messenger RNA. Its product is annotated as adenylate kinase 8. Gene Ontology annotation, molecular function: nucleobase-containing compound kinase activity; ATP binding. The record is from RefSeq and is a predicted model, not a curated record. Lineage: Eukaryota; Metazoa; Arthropoda; Insecta; Coleoptera; Chrysomelidae. Gene Ontology annotation, biological process: nucleobase-containing compound metabolic process.
UCAACAUAAAUGAAUUAAAGCUGUGGAGGUGUUUGUGGUCAUCGACAGCGAGCACGAUAUCUGGAAAAAAUUCAAACUGUCAAAUCGAAUCCGAAAACGUCAAAUUACAUAAUAUUAAAAAUGUCAGAUCCAACAAAACGACCUCUCCAAUUUCCCACGUGGCAUAUUCCAUAUCUCGAAAAGCACCGAAUAUAUGAGCUUUUUCAUGAACUCGCUCGGGAGUUGGUAAUCCAGAAACCUGAAGAUCAUGUACUUUUCACCAAACAAAUUAUCUCGAAUGCUGCCAAAAGCAGGGACGUCGCUAGAGUUAUAAUGUUGCCAUCGCCACACUGUUUUCAAAAAAACAAGUAUUCUGCAUUGAAUAUACUUCAUUGGAAAUAUGUAUUUUUCAUUACAGGAUGGAUAAUAGUGGAUUGCAUCCGCAAUGAAGAUGACGCUAAAAACUUACUUCAACUUGGCAUUAUACCUACACACACCAUCCACUUCAUAGCUCCAUUUCAUCCAAACUUGGCGGAUCUCUUGUACUGUAAAGUGCGACCAAAUUGGCCAGAAAUGAGAAGGAUCAUCAGUGGACUGAGAGAUAUUUUCAAAUCAUCUCUCAGAGAAGUCUAUUUGGAACAUCGGCAGGUACUUGAGGUUGCUGCAUCUUGCGUUGAACUUCUGAAAAUUCGCAAAACUCUGAAACCCAUUGUUCCAAGAGUAAUUAUAGUGGGACCUAGAGGGUCAGGUAGAAAAACUCAAGCUAAACUGAUUUCUUCCUCAUUGAAUAUCGUCCAUGUAGAUUUUGAGUAUUUGAUAUGUCAAUCAUGGAUAUCAUCUACGGAUAUUGGUGAAAAGCUAAGAAACUGCAGAAAUGAAGUUUGUUUCCACUCUGAACUCCUUUCCCAAGUUAUAAAUGAACGAAUCCUUCAAGAAGAUUGUCUCAGACGAGGCUGGGUUCUUACUGGUUAUCCUUACACUGACACCGAUUUCAAGUAGGUUUCAUUGAUAUCUUUUUCAUUUU